This is a messenger RNA of Haemonchus placei, 246 nucleotides long. Lineage: Eukaryota; Metazoa; Nematoda; Chromadorea; Rhabditida; Trichostrongylidae. The record is from the annotation of a GenBank genome assembly.
GUGACUGUUGGAAUUGCUGCUGUAGAGGAUGUCUUACCGAGUUUCAUGGCAUUCUCACAAAGCGGUGGUGCCAUCGGUCUGGCCCUUGAUCGAAUGCACGCUGAAGGCAUAACCAACGGGUUCGACUUCAGGUUUAUUGUAAACUACACCGAAUGCAGCUCCGAGAAAGCUGUUGGAGUAGCCUUGGAGUAUAUGGUGAAGCAAAAUGUCGACCUCGUCAUUGGGCCUCCUUGCCCGUCUUGUUAG